Molecule: messenger RNA, 1950 nt
Organism: Hyaena hyaena (striped hyena)
Lineage: Eukaryota; Metazoa; Chordata; Mammalia; Carnivora; Hyaenidae
Product: leucine-rich repeat extensin-like protein 5
Exons: 2
Coding region: 1-1950 (649 amino acids)
Source: RefSeq, a predicted model, not a curated record
AUGGGACCUGCAGCAGGCAGCCUCUAUAAUACCCCUCCACCUCCAGGUGUCCACACUAGAGUGAGAGCCCCGCCUCUACCGGGCCCUCGCUCCAGUGAGAGCCCCGCCUCUACCGGGCCCUCCCUCCAUGAGAGCCCCGCCUCUACCGGGCCCUCCCUCCAUGAGAGCCCCGCCUCUACCGGGCCCUCCCUCCAUGAGAGCCCCGCCUCUACCGGGCCCUCCCUCCAUGAGAGCCCCGCCUCUACCGGGCCCUCCCUCCAUGAGAGCCCCGCCUCUACCGGGCCCUCCCUCCAUGAGAGCCCCGCCUCUACCGGGCCCUCCCUCCAUGAGAGCCCCGCCUCUACCGGGCCCUCCCUCCAUGAGAGCCCCGCCUCUACCGGGCCCUCCCUCCAUGAGAGCCCCGCCUCUACCGGGCCCUCCCUCCAUGAGAGCCCCGCCUCUACCGGGCCCUCCCUCCAUGAGAGCCCCGCCUCUACCGGGCCCUCCCUCCAUGAGAGCCCCGCCUCUACCGGGCCCUCCCUCCAUGAGAGCCCCGCCUCUACCGGGCCCUCCCUCCAUGAGAGCCCCGCCUCUACCGGGCCCUCCCUCCAUGAGAGCCCCGCCUCUACCGGGCCCUCCCUCCAUGAGAGCCCCGCCUCUACCGGGCCCUCCCUCCAUGAGAGCCCCGCCUCUACCGGGCCCUCCCUCCAUGAGAGCCCCGCCUCUACCGGGCCCUCCCUCCAUGAGAGCCCCGCCUCUACCGGGCCCUCCCUCCAUGAGAGCCCCGCCUCUACCGGGCCCUCCCUCCAUGAGAGCCCCGCCUCUACCGGGCCCUCCCUCCAUGAGAGCCCCGCCUCUACCGGGCCCUCCCUCCAUGAGAGCCCCGCCUCUACCGGGCCCUCCCUCCAUGAGAGCCCCGCCUCUACCGGGCCCUCCCUCCAUGAGAGCCCCGCCUCUACCGGGCCCUCCCUCCAUGAGAGCCCCGCCUCUACCGGGCCCUCCCUCCAUGAGAGCCCCGCCUCUACCGGGCCCUCCCUCCAUGAGAGCCCCGCCUCUACCGGGCCCUCCCUCCAUGAGAGCCCCGCCUCUACCGGGCCCUCCCUCCAUGAGAGCCCCGCCUCUACCGGGCCCUCGCUCCACUGUCUCUGCGUUCCUCCCGCGGGGUGCCGCGUGCGGCCCCGGCCCAAUACCCUCUCUCCGGUUUGUCAAGCCAGAGGCGGCACUGGGGGCUCAGCCCGGCAUGGACCACAGAGCGGAUGCUUGCGGGUGGGCUCGGCGUCCCUCGCCCUCCGCCACUCCCGCAGCUCGGCCCAGGGCGGGCCGGGGACACGUUCCGGGAGGGAUCCCGGCGGCCCCGGCCGAGGACGCCGCACGCAGGCCCCACACCUCCCGCAGCCCGGCGGGGCUGCGACUCAGACCGCGUGUCUCCGCAGGGGCCGUCGCGCCAGGGAGGCGGCCGCAGGGCAACACCUGCCGCGGCCGGAUGCGCCGGGCCGGCGGGCGCACACACCUGCGCGCGGGCGGUGCUCCACCCGGACGGGACCCCACCCGGACGGGACCCCGGCGUCCCCGGCCCGCCGUGUCCGGGCUGGCCGCGCGUCCGCGGUGCCAGAUGGGGGCAGGGGACACGGGCGGCGACGGCACUUACCUGGCAGCACCUCCUCCUCCACCGGCGGCGGCAGCAGCAGAGCCGGCAGCCCCUGGCACCAUCUUCCGCCGCCGCCUCGUCCGCGGCGGCGGCUACCAACCGCCCAUCAGGCACCGCCAACCGACACAACCGCCGGCGUCCCAGAUGCCGGUCGCGGCCCCGAGCUCCGGGCGGGAGGGAGGGGUCGGGGCGGAGCGGGGACGCUGUCAGGCCCCUCGGCUCUGGGUCAGGGGCCGGGGACGGGAGGCAGGGGGCCGCGGGCGGUCAGAGCCGAGGGGCCGGGGCGAGACGGAGACCCCAAGGCAGCGCCGAGGGCUCUGUAG